AUGACGGCGGUUGAGUUGGGACCCUCCGUAGCGGAGGAGUUCAUUGAGACUGUGGGACGCCUGCCUGUGCUCGAGGAUGAUGAGGGUGAGGUGCCGAACUGGAAAGGCAAAGGCAAAGCGAUAGCACCUCCAGAAAUCGUCGUUUCAACACCGGAGAUCGCGUUGACAACACCAGAGACGAGCGCAAGAGCUUCGAUAUCGGAAGAGGAUGUGGACUGGACCCAGUUUGAGCCCCCGGCGGCGCUCAGAACUGUGCAAGAGGAUAUCGACUCUGAAAUCAUCACGCAGGUUAUUCAAGAGUCUAUCGAUAGAGUGAAGGCGAGGAUCGAAGAAGUGAACGAGAGCCGGAAGGCGGCGGACGAGGCUGAAAGGCUGAAAAAAGAGCAAGCUCUCAAGGCAGAAGAGGAGCAGACUCCCGCCACAGAGGAGCUAGAGCUGGACGUCGACAGUGGAGAGAAUACCGCAACUUCAGCGAACACCACUGUGCCACAAUACUACAGGGUUGAGCCUGGAUCGUUUGCUGGCGUCAAGCUAACAAUAGGACCCGAUGGCCUGCUGCACACAACUCCGCCGCCGAGGUCGAAGAAGCGCUCCUUGAUGGGCCUCCUCCGCCGCUUGAACAAUACCGAACGAGGAGAGUCGAGCGCACAGGGAGCAGCCCGGAAUAAGCUGAAACCAACGAUUGACUUUAAUACCCUGGCUGCGAAGAAGCACUCUGCCGCGGUAUUAGUCAAGAAGGCUGUCACAAGUAGCAGCCCUCAGUCUUCAAUACACGAGGAAGAGGUCGAGUGCGUGUCAUGCCUGGAUGACUUCAGUCCCAAGGACAUGAUUAAGGCCCCUUGUCACAGUUACUGUCAGCCUUGUUUCCGCCGCCUUAUUGAGACGGCUACCCAGAACGAGCAGCAGUGGCCGCCGAAAUGUUGCUUAAACAAUAUCCCGGAAAGGACCAUCAUCUCGAACACGGAUUCUGAGUUGCAGAGGGAAUACCGCCUGAAAGCUGAAGAAUGGGGCAUACCUAUUGGCGAGAGGAUUUAUUGCCCACAGCGGGAUUGUGGUCUGUUCGUCCGGCCGGAUCAGAUCAACUACGGGCUGAGGCUGGCCAGAUGCAGCGCGGGCCAUUGGACGUGUUCCAUUUGCCUUAACCCGCAGCACACUUCCGACGCCUGUCCACAGGACCGCGACAUGCAGCGGACGGAGGAGCUGGCAGAGGAGGAAGGCUGGAAGCGGUGCAUCGGCUGCCGUGCGUACGUCGAGCACCGCGAGGCGUGUCAGCACAUGACGUGCCGGUGCGGCGCCCAGUUCUGCUACGUGUGCGGCGCCCGCUGGCGGACCUGCGCCUGCACCAUGGAGCAGCUGCACGCCCUCAAGCAGAAUGCGGCGAUCCGAAGACGGGACCGCCAGGCCGAGCAGGAGCGCGAGGAGGCCGAGAUCGCCGAGGCCCUGCGGCAGGUGGAGGAGUUCGAGCGCGAGGAGGCCCGCAAGGCCGAGCUGCUCCGCCUGGAGCGCGAGCGCAUCGAGGAGGAGCGCCGGGCCCGGGAGCUCCAGGAGCGCAUCCAGCGCGAGGGCGAGCGGCGGGCGGCCGUCGAGGCCAAGUUCCACGAGCUGCGGGAGAGGUUCGGGGACGUGCACGAGCGCCAGCGCAUCGCCGUGGUCUCGGAGCACGGUGAGGAGCAGAGCGCCCUCCGGUACGAGAGCGAGACGGCCGCGCAGGCGCUCCGGGAGAAGAACAGCGCCGACCGGGAGACCAUGGCCGCGGCGACGGCGGACAUGGUGGCGGAGCGGGAGCGCGCCGUCGGCCGCGACUACGCCGCGCGGGUGAAGCACGAGCGCCAAAUCGAGGACGAGUACCAGCGCCAGCUCGGCGCGUACUGGGCGGGCAAGCGCGGCGGCGAGGAGCAGGCCGAGGCCGCGCUGCUGGCGCUGAGGCGCCGGAUGGACAAGGGCUUCCGGGCAUGGAGGAAGUGGAUGGACAACGAGUUCGAUAACUACCGGUACAUCGUCCAGGAGGAACAGUCCAUCCAGUUCGAGAUGAUGGAGGAAGCCGAGCGGCGACUGGCGCAGAUCAACCAGAGGGACCAGGAGGCGUUUGCGCGGAGGAAGAUCGCGGAAUUGCAGUGGGUCGAUGUUGUCAUCAAGGAGCGGGAGAUGAUGCUCAACGAGAUGGAGGUUGAUGAACUUGAAAACGGGGAAGAUAUCGAGGCAUGGUUUGCAGAGGAAGAAGCACUGAAUGCUGCGGAUGCCAUCGACGAUUUGCAUUCUGAGUAUAGAGUCCCAGGUGCUUUCAGCUAA
Molecule: messenger RNA, 2289 nt
Organism: Neoarthrinium moseri
Lineage: Eukaryota; Fungi; Ascomycota; Sordariomycetes; Amphisphaeriales; Apiosporaceae
Exons: 2
Coding region: 1-2289 (762 amino acids)
Biological process (GO): protein polyubiquitination; positive regulation of proteasomal ubiquitin-dependent protein catabolic process; ubiquitin-dependent protein catabolic process
Cellular component (GO): cytoplasm; ubiquitin ligase complex
Molecular function (GO): ubiquitin conjugating enzyme binding; zinc ion binding; ubiquitin protein ligase activity
Source: RefSeq, a predicted model, not a curated record